This is a messenger RNA of Penicillium brasilianum, 1969 nucleotides long. Lineage: Eukaryota; Fungi; Ascomycota; Eurotiomycetes; Eurotiales; Aspergillaceae. The record is from the annotation of a GenBank genome assembly.
CCCAAGUGGCAUUAACAUGUUAAUCGACAACGAUGAGCGAACCACAUAGAUCACUCUCGGCCUGUCUGCGUUGCAGAAGACAGAAGCUCAAAUGUGGCGGUCCCAGCAAAAUACCAUGCCAGCGAUGUAAAGUGAGCCAUGCGGAAUGUGUCUUCGUCCCUCCAAGGGCAACACAGCCUGCGGCUAAUGUACUGGAUCUUGAUGCCAAAACGGACCAUCUCGAGCGGCGAUUGGAUUUGAUGGAGCGACAGCUUCGAUUAGAAAUUGAGAUAUUGCGAACAGGGCUUGCUCAAAAUUCACCCACCGUGGAACCAGCAAAUCCUCAUGACUCAUUAUUACCGCCUAAUACAGCCGUUCUAUCAGCCGUGUCCAGGGACAUCACUUCUAAUACCGCCUCCCCGACAAUCACUGCUGGAAGUGAAUGGGAUGAGCUGUACACAUUUUUUCGUGCUAAUUGCAGCACGGUAAUUGCCGUGAUAGACGAUCAGCUAUUUCUGACCAGUGAAGCGAUUAAGAAUCACCCCCUCAUGUCAGCUGUCAUACGUACAAUUGCAUCAAGGGCUAUGCGCCCCGAAACAUAUCAAUCACAUGUUGCGGCGGUUGAUAAACUGAUUAUGCAUACGUUUCAAGGCCCAGUGCCUGAUUUUCUUGGUGUUUACGCCAUGAUGCUAUUUGCAACAUGGACCGGACGAACUCGCCUGAUGGGCUACGUUGCCUCUGUGGCCACCGAAUUGAGGUUGCACGAAGCCGCUGUUCUAAUCGGAAACAAGGAUAUUGAUCAUACGCCAGAACUGGUUGAAAGUGCAAGAGCCUGGUUCACCCUAUGUUGCUUAGACCUGCAAAUGAAUCUCAGUAGGCCAUUUGUUAUCAACAACAUGAAACAAUAUCUGGGUUUUGCAAAGCAUCUCGUUAUGUCUCCUUAUCACCGCCCAGUUGAUAACCGCAUCUGUGCCUACAUCCAAGGAUUCACAAUAGCGGGAGAUUUAAAAGGAAAGCUACAAGACUCUCAGAUGAGGUGCAAGCCUUUAUCACAGGCCGCCGUUGAUCUCUUGACUUCUUCAGAUGAGGCCGUUGAUAACUGGCUUCAUAAAAUGACCAAUAAAUUCCACCCGCUCUACCAAGCCUUCCCAGAGAAGCAGGAUAGAAAUCGCCUACUAAUCCCAUUUGCCUUCAUGAAACUCUAUAUCAAUGGCCUCGCCUUGCAAGGCAUGGGGUCAGUGGAUGACUUGAGUUUGGAUCCGGUCCGAAUAGGAUUCAUUCAGCGAGCUUUAGACAGUGCCAGUCUAAUGAUUCAAACUCAAUAUGAGUCCCCGGGCUUCAGGCGAUCAUUCAAAUAUACCAUGGACUAUUCUGGCAUACCAGCAUACUACGCAAUCCUCUUCAUUCUGAAAGCUCUUCCUCUAGCUCACAGUUUCGUCGAUUCUCGGCAUCUUCUAACCAGGGUCCAACAAGCUGCGGAGAUGUUCGAAGAAGCAGGAGCUCAAGAUACUGCCAACGAGCUUCGACGAGACAGUGAUCUAUUAGCGGAGUUAACUCAAACAGCCCUAAGUCCUCGAGUUGCCCAGAAUUCUAGCAGCGAUAUACAACUCAGCGAGCUCUUUGAUAUUCCCAACUUUCUUGAAGAGAUGACAUGGGACGAAAACUUCCCUGCACUGGGUAUAUUUCCCUGGGAAUGAACACGAGAUGGCUGGUGGAAAUCUUGAAUAACUUGGCUUCUACUACUAUGGUGUAAAUCAAUUGAAUAUAUCUUACCGGUUCCAGCGGCCGCCCUUUUUCAUAACCGCAAUAAACUCAGCUUUCACUUUAUCUGCGAAAUCAUGAUUGAUCAGGACAUCGAGGGAGAUGAGAGCGUUUGCCUGGCCAGCUUUCAGUGCCUCUUGGUGGGCAAACUCCCCAGCGGAUGCCUCACGGAACCCAAUGGAAUGAGGGAAGUCUGUUGCGUUGAUCGAGAACAUGGCUUGAAUUCCCG